This is a messenger RNA of Saccostrea echinata, 1717 nucleotides long. Its product is annotated as E3 ubiquitin-protein ligase TRIM17-like. Lineage: Eukaryota; Metazoa; Mollusca; Bivalvia; Ostreida; Ostreidae. Gene Ontology annotation, biological process: positive regulation of DNA-templated transcription. The record is from RefSeq and is a predicted model, not a curated record. Gene Ontology annotation, molecular function: protein binding; zinc ion binding; ubiquitin-protein transferase activity. The coding region runs from base 1 to 1695 and encodes 564 amino acids. The transcript has a single exon. Gene Ontology annotation, cellular component: chromatin; nucleoplasm.
AUGGAUGCCAAAUUUUGUGCUCAAGAUAUUAUCAGAUGUGACCUGUGUAAAGACAGGGUUGUACAAAUGCACUGUAACUUAUGUCCUAUGAAUCUGUGUAAGGACUGUGUGGUGGAGCACAUCUCUGAUGUCUCUAAGAAGCAUGAUGUGGUGCCUCUUGCAUUGAGAAGAUCUAAACUUGUGUAUCCUCAGUGUCUUACCCAUUCUGAAGAGAACUGUGAAAUGCACUGUGAAGACUGCAACAUUCUAGCAUGUUCCAAAUGUGUUAUUUCUGAGAAACAUAAAAGACAUCAUUUCAGAUGUCUACAGGAUUUAAUGAACUCCAAGAAAGAAAGUAUUGAAAAGGAAAGAAAAAGACUGAAGGAAACAGUUAAGUCAACAUUUGAAGAUAUUGCUACAGACAUAGAAACCCAGCUAGCUGAAAUAGAUGGAAAAUAUGAGAAACUUGCAUCAGAGGUCACAACACAUGGGGAGGAAUGGCACCAAGAAAUUGACAAAGUUAUACAGAAAAACAAGGAAGAAAUCAACAAGAUGAGAAACCAACACAGAGAUGCCCUCAAUAAACAUCUUAAUAAUAUAAAGAAACUUGUUGUUGAUAUCAAACAGUCUAUAUUAGAAACUGAAGACAUUUUACAAUCAAUAGAAGUAAUUAAAUCACUUUCCUAUGAGAUAAAUUCAGAAAAAUUUACCAAACUUCCAUCCAAACUGAUAGUUAUGUUUCCUGUAUUUACUGGAAAUAAUAAUCAAGAUCAAUGUUCUCAGUUGUUUGGUUCUUUAUCACCAUUAUCCCUUAUAAUAGAAGAACAUGGCUACACAAUGAAGACACCAGACGCCGUAUUCUGUCCUCCAGUCAAACCACUGCUUGAUGAACCAGAACUCAUCACCACCAUAGACACUGGGUCUGACCGACUAUUCAGUGUUGCCUGUCUCAGUGAUCAAGAAAUCUGGGCACGUGGAGGAGACAAAAUCAUGAAACUCUACAACCUCCAAGGCAAACUACUGAAGUCAAUCCAAACCAAGUCUGGGAACAUACCAUAUGAUAUAGCAGUGACAAGGAGUGGAGAUCUAGUUCAUACUGACCCUAUUUCAAGAACUGUAAACAUUGUGAAGAAUAAACAGAUACAGGAAGUGAUCAGACUACAGGGGUGGAAACCUUACUAUGUCUGUAGUACCUCCUCUGAUGACCUCCUGGUUACCAUGUACAGUGGUGAAAAUGAACAUUCAAAAGUUGUCCGUUGCUCUGGAUAUACAGAGAAACAAACCCUUCAGUUUGAUGAUAAAGGUAAACCUCUGUAUCCAUCUGGCUACCUUAAAUGCAUCAGUGAGAACAGAAACCUGGAUAUCUGUGUGGCUGACCGUGAUGCCCAUGCUGUAGUGGUGGUUAAUCAGGCAGGUAAACUCAGAUUUAGAUACACUGGUCAUCCCUCUACUAACAAGAAAUCAUUCUAUCAUUUCUUUAAUAAGAAGGGAUCAUCCAAUUUUGAUCCACGUGGCAUUACAACAGACAGCCAGAGUCAGAUCCUGACAGCAGACGGCGACAACAACUGUAUUCACAUCCUAGAUCAGGACGGACAGUUUCUCCGUUACAUUGAUAACUGUGAUCUACAGUCUCCAUUUGGUUUAUGUGUAGACACCAAAGACAACCUCUUUGUGGCUGAGUUUAGAGGCAGAGUGAAGGAAAUCAAAUACAUGUAAACAAUAUGUGAUAAAAUUUAUU